AUGCGCGGAGAGCGAGUAGGUGGGAGUUUGGGUGAUUUGGAUAAUGGUGAAAGUGAGGGUGCGGGGAAAAUUGAGCACCAAGGGAGGGGCGCCAAUUGUGAACGGAGAGAAUGGUGGAGGUGGGUGAGGUUGCGUGACAGUGGGAGGCAGGGAGAGAAUGAGAAGAUGGUGAGUGUGGGUGAGAAUGAAGGUGAGGUAACCACGGGGCUAGGAGAAGAAAAUGGGCCAAGGAACACCACACGGGAAAAACUAAGUUGUAACGCGCCCCCUUCCAUUCUCCUCCUUCGUCUCUAUUCAAUUCUCUCUUGA
Messenger RNA from Sphenostylis stenocarpa, 309 nucleotides. NCBI's taxonomy places the organism in Eukaryota, Viridiplantae, Streptophyta, Magnoliopsida, Fabales, Fabaceae. The record is from the annotation of a GenBank genome assembly.